This is a messenger RNA of Hyaloperonospora brassicae, 1773 nucleotides long. The record is from the annotation of a GenBank genome assembly. Lineage: Eukaryota; Oomycota; Peronosporomycetes; Peronosporales; Peronosporaceae.
AUGCGGACCUUCGCGUUCCUUCAACCGCUGCUGCUCUCUCUGCUGCUCGGCAGCGCGUCGGGGGCGGCGAUUCGCGCGCUCGACGGCUCUGGUCGGCCCGUGGCCUGGUGGGCGGUGCUCAAGCUGCCGGCGCACGUCAGAGGCCCUGCAACGGACCCACCGCACGCGGUGCCGACGCCGUGCGACUGCCCCGUGCCCGACUGCCGCCACGUCCCGACCGACGGCUGGGCCGCACUCAAAGAGAGAGCGACGGGACUCUGUUACCUCUACGCGGACGCGCGGGACCCGACGUUCCGCUACUUUCGGGACAUUGGCUACGAGUGUUUGGGUCAGGGGGGCGCCGACCCCGUGAGUCGGACGCUCCAGCAGCGCGACGCCGCGAGUCGGCCGUACUGGGCGCUGUUCAACGACCAGUUCAAUGGCAUUGCGGCCGCGUUCGCAGCAGCCGAAGCGGACGACGGCGCCGAGUCGCACGUGUGCGGAGGGGCCGACGCCUUCAAUGCGCACGCGAAAGGGGCCGUCGUGUUCGCGCGGGACGCGAGUGGCGGCGUGUUCCUCCAGACGUCGACGCCCAACUUCCCCGACCCGACGCGGAACGACUCGUUCGUGCCCCUCGGCUGCCAGCGGGACAACAACGUGGCCUUUGCCCAGCACGUGGCGGCCUUCUCGCUCGACGAUCGCGAGCUGACGACGCUCGGCGAGCACCUGCAGCUCGCGCGGCUGUGCUCGGGGAACGUUUUCCGGAACAAGUCGCUGCAUGCGCUUCUGGGCAGCGCGACGCUGAACGAAGACGGCGUCGCGCACGCGAACACGAGUGCGGCCGCUUUCUAUGGUGCGCUCCUGGAUCCCCAUCUGCCCGAGCGCGAGUCGAUGAAGGCCGCGUUUCGACUCAAGUUGGCCCGAGGGACCGACGACGACGACGAGCGACCGGAGACGGUCCGUCGUGGGUUUGAGCCCCUUGCGGAAGAUCAGACCCUCAUGGGUUUAGUUGAUGACGACGAUGACAGAGCCGACAGAGAAGCAGGAGAUGAGGACGAAGAAGUUUUGGUCCUUGUCAAGAGCCCUCGGGCUGUAGUGCCGCCCUGGGCACUGGUAGCGGAGCUGCUCGACUCGGACAUCAGUGUCGCUUCGUGGUGGGACGGCAGCUACGGCAUUCCGACCAUUUGCGGUGGCGACGUCUUUGCCCAUUCGCCCCACAGCUUUUGCCUGGACGACCCGCCAGCAGGUGUCGCGCUGGACGCCGACGGCUCUGCUCCCUACAACAUUGAGAACCUCAUGCAAGCGACGUGGCACCUGAGCGACGGCAGUGCGAAUCUGACCUGGCAACUCGUUGGCGGUCGAGUCCCCGAUGGCAAUCACGCAAAAUGGGGCCUAACGACGCCUCGAUCCGGUAUCGUGAACGCCUCGAACGCCUACGUGACGUUUGGGGACCUCAACAUGGAGGGCUUUCCGUGCUCCAGGACAUGCAGUGGCUCGCAAGCAGGUCGAGGCGGCAGCUUCUUCUCCCUCAUGCGUCCGCGACUGCACGCGAGUUUAGCGCGCUCGAUCGUCUCAGGUGCUUGUCCAUGUACCUCUUCGUCUGCUGCUGUCACUGCAGUGCAUCAAGACGCCAACGCAAUGCCUGACGGAUUUCUGCGGAACGACUCUUCGUUUCUGCUGUACGAAACACUACGCAUGUGUCAUCGCGGAUGUGUCAAGAAGCUCGAGGCGCAUCUGGAGGCGACCGAGUUGCCAGCAUUGAGUGCGACUGCAUCGUCCUUCUGGCUCAAGUAG